This is a messenger RNA of Epinephelus moara (kelp grouper), 957 nucleotides long. RefSeq lists its product as uncharacterized. Bases 72 to 809 code for a protein of 245 amino acids. NCBI's taxonomy places the organism in Eukaryota, Metazoa, Chordata, Actinopteri, Perciformes, Serranidae. Gene Ontology annotation, biological process: signal transduction. The record is from RefSeq and is a predicted model, not a curated record. The transcript has a single exon.
AUUUUAGCAGCUGCAGUUCCUGACUUCCUGUUUGUCCUCUGUCAGACCUAUCAGAGGCCAUCCUGCACUCGAUGCAGCGGAGCCGCCGCCUCGUCCUCGUGCUCAGCCCCGACUUCCUGGCAGAGAAGAGCUUCAGCCUCCUGGAGUGUCGUCUGGGUCUGUACCUCCAACAUGGCCACCAGGCCUCCAUCGUUGCUGUAGUUUACCGCUCCAUCAGUAAACUGCCCUGCGUGGAGGUGGCUCAGCUCCGGCAGGCCGCCACCACCACCGUGACUUGGCGAGGGAGUCGAUCUGAACCGCGACGGUCACGCUUCUGGCUGAGGCUGAGGUUGGCGCUGCCCGUCCGCCCACUCGCUCUGGGCAGGAGGUUGAUUGACAGCACGUCGUCUCAUUCGGACCUCGCCGUCCUGGCGCUGCAGAGAGCGCAGCGGAUCCAGAGUCAGAAAGACAGAGCCAAUCAGAGUCGCAGAAACAGGCGGGCCCCACCCAGAGGGAGGGGCAGAGUGAGGAGGGCGGACACAUGCAGGGAGGGGUGGUCACAGCACAGCACCAGCUGCUCAGGGUGUGGCUGUCAGGUGAGGGACAGGGGGGCGGGGCUAACAGUAGAAACAGAGAUGCAGCAGGUGUCACAUGACAGGACUGAGAUCCGGUCGGAUCCCAUCCCUGAAACAGAGCCCGCCCCAACGCCAGACUCUACCCAUGACCCUCAGUCAACUUCUAACCCCUCCCCUUCACCUGACCUGGCCUCAGACCCCGCCCCUGACUCCGCCCUCCCCACCUGCCAGCAGGAGGAUGGAGGCAGCAGAUGAUUGGCUCGGGGACUUCUGAGUGAUGUCAGCAGGAAAAGGGGAGGGGCUUGUGGAUAAAACCGCUCCAAAGAGCCAGGAUGUAGCAGAGGCUCCGCCCUGAAAUCCUUUUUAUACAGACACUGAGUGAUGCUGCAUUCAAGUCACACAG